Canariomyces notabilis is the source of this 1008-nucleotide messenger RNA. RefSeq names its product cation efflux protein. Gene Ontology annotation, molecular function: zinc ion transmembrane transporter activity. The record is from RefSeq and is a predicted model, not a curated record. NCBI's taxonomy places the organism in Eukaryota, Fungi, Ascomycota, Sordariomycetes, Sordariales, Chaetomiaceae. The transcript has 7 exons. Gene Ontology annotation, cellular component: membrane. Gene Ontology annotation, biological process: intracellular zinc ion homeostasis; zinc ion transmembrane transport. The coding region runs from base 1 to 1008 and encodes 335 amino acids.
AUGGUAUUGAAACUGAGGGAUAGGCAGCGAGUUGCCAUAGCAAUAGCUAUAACCUUCUCCUUCUUCGUCUGUGAGCUCAUAGUUGCCUUCAAGACGCAGAGUCUAGCCCUGAUGGCCGAUGCCUUCCACUAUUUGACCGAUCUGCUCGGCUUGGUCGUGACCUUGACUGCCAUCUUCAUAUCGGAGCGUCCCGAUUCCCCGCAGGACCUUUCAUUUGGGUGGCAGCGAGCCCGGUUGCUUGGUGCUUUCUUCAAUGGCGCCUUCCUGCUUGCGCUGGGAGUCAGCAUCCUCCUCCAGUCAAUUGAACGCUUCAUUUCAGUCCGUGAGGUCGAGGAUGUGAAGUUGGUCCUCAUCAUGGGCUCUAUAGGCCUUGUGUUGAACAUCAUCAGCGUUGUUCUCCUGCAUGGUAAACACACCCUCAAUACCCUCAAUACCCCGAAGCGAGACCUCGGCAUGGUCGGAGCUAUGCUGCACGUCGUCGGCGAUGCGCUCAACAAUGUGGCAGUCAUCACCGCCGGGGCCAUCAUCUGGUUCACGUCCUCGCCCAUGAGAUUCUAUGCCGAUCCCGCCGUUAGCAUGGCAAUAUCUGUAAUUAUCUUCUUGUCAGCUUUGUCUCUGGUCAAGAAGAGCGGCAGGAUUCUCCUCCAAAGCGCACCGCGGGGAGUCAACCUUGCAGAUGUCAAGCACGACAUUGAGAAAAUUCCUGGCAUCGAGUCGGUCCACGAACUCCAUGUCUGGCAACUCGACCAGUUGAAAGCCAUUGCCUCGGCCCACGUCACCGUCUCGGAUUCCAACAUUGACACGUUCAUGGAAAAGGCAAAGACGAUUGGCGAGUGCCUUCAUGCCUAUGGAAUCCACUCGACGACGCUGCAGCCGGAAAUCAUGUGCACACCCCUGGGGCCCGGUGGCGGUAACGGAAGGCAGUUGCCGUGCCAAGUCAUGUGCGGUAAGGGCAAGUGCGAGGAGCUCAUGUGUUGCAGUACUACUAGUAUCGUGCAGGAGUACUAA